Rattus norvegicus (Norway rat) is the source of this 6567-nucleotide messenger RNA. It is a transcript of the gene Uba6, whose product is annotated as ubiquitin-like modifier activating enzyme 6. Gene Ontology annotation, molecular function: ubiquitin-like modifier activating enzyme activity; ubiquitin activating enzyme activity; FAT10 activating enzyme activity. The transcript is spliced from 33 exons. The record is from RefSeq and is marked provisional. NCBI's taxonomy places the organism in Eukaryota, Metazoa, Chordata, Mammalia, Rodentia, Muridae. Gene Ontology annotation, biological process: protein ubiquitination; ubiquitin-dependent protein catabolic process. The coding region runs from base 59 to 3220 and encodes 1053 amino acids.
CCUCUCGGCCCCGCCCCCUUCCCUGCCUCCCUGACUUGCUGCAGUCUCUCGGAAGGCGAUGGAGCGGUCUGAGCCGUUGGCUGUGCUUUCCUGUGAAGAAGCGUCCUGCUCCUCCUGGGGAGCCUGCGGUGCAAGUAAAAAUUUACCUACCAUGACAACAGAAUCUUUGGAAAUCGAUGAUGGAUUAUACAGUCGACAGAGAUAUGUUCUCGGUGACACGGCAAUGCAGAAGAUGGCCAAGUCCUGUGUCUUCUUAAGUGGUAUGGGUGGUCUUGGAGUGGAAAUUGCAAAGAAUCUUGUACUUGCAGGGAUUAAGGCACUGACAAUUCAUGAUACAAAAAAAUGCCAAGCCUGGGAUCUAGGGACCAAUUUCUUCUUGUGUGAAGAUGAUGUUGUUAAUGAGAGAAACAGGGCUGAAGCUGUACUUCAUCGUGUUGCAGAACUAAAUCCUUACGUUCAGGUCUCAUCAUCCUCUGCCCCUUUUGAUGAAACCACAGACCUCUCUUUCUUAGAAAAAUACCAGUGUGUAGUAUUGACUGAAACAAAACUGACAUUACAAAAGAAAAUCAACAACUUUUGCCAUUCUCAUUGCCCUCCAAUUAAGUUUAUUAGUACAGAUGUACAUGGAAUUUGGUCCAGGUUGUUUUGUGAUUUUGGUGAUGAAUUUGAAGUUUCAGAUACAACAGGAGAAGAACCAAAAGAAAUUUUCAUUUCAAACAUAACGCAAGCUAAUCCAGGUAUUGUCACCUGCCUUGAAAAUCAUCCCCACAAGCUUGAGACAGGACAGUUCCUAACAUUUCGAGAAAUUAAUGGAAUGGCAGGCUUAAAUGGAUCUGUACAACAGAUAACUGUGAUAUCACCAUUUUCCUUCAGCAUUGGUGAUACUACGGAACUGGACCCAUAUUUACAUGGAGGCAUAGCUGUGCAGGUUAAGACUCCUAAAAUAUUCAACUUUGAACCCCUGGAGAGCCAGAUAAAACAUCCAAAGUGCCUUAUUGCAGAUUUUAGCAAACCUGAGGCACCUUUACAGAUUCAUGUAGCCAUGCUUGCCUUGGACCAGUUUCAGGAAAACUACAGUCGUAAGCCAAAUAUCAGGUGUCAGCAAGAUUCAGAUGAACUGUUGAAGCUAACAAUAUGUAUAAGUGAAACCUUGGAAGAGAAGCCUGAGGUGAAUGCUGACAUUGUGCACUGGCUUUCAUGGACUGCUCAAGGCUUUUUACCCCCACUUGCUGCUGCAGUCGGGGGUGUUGCUAGCCAAGAAGUAUUAAAAGCUGUGACCGGGAAGUUUUCUCCUUUGUGUCAAUGGUUGUAUCUUGAAGCAGCAGAUACCGUGGAAUCCCUAGGCAAUCUUGGGCAUGAAGAGUUUCUCCCACGAGGAGAUAGAUACGAUGCCUUCCGUGCCUGCAUUGGAAAUACAUUAUGUCAGAAGCUACAGAACUUGAAUAUCUUCUUAGUAGGAUGUGGCGCCAUAGGCUGUGAAAUGUUAAAAAAUUUUGCAUUACUGGGUGUUGGUACAGGUAGAGAGAAAGGAAUGGUAACAGUUACAGAUCCUGACUUGAUAGAAAAAUCCAACCUAAACAGACAGUUCCUGUUUCGCCCUCAUCAUAUACAGAAACCUAAAAGCUAUACUGCUGCUGAAGCAACUCUGAAAAUAAAUCCUCAAUUAAAAAUAGAUGCACACCUGAACAAAGUCUGUCCAGCCACCGAGAGUACAUACAGUGAUGAAUUUUACAAUAAGCAAGACAUCGUCAUUACAGCACUAGAUAAUGUGGAAGCCAGGAGAUAUGUAGACAGCCGCUGUUUAGCAAAUCUACGGCCUCUCUUAGAUUCUGGAACAAUGGGUACCAAAGGACACACCGAAAUUAUUGUACCUCAAUUGACUGAAUCUUAUAAUAGUCACCGAGACCCCCCAGAAGAGGAAAUACCAUUUUGCACUCUCAAGUCCUUUCCGGCAGCUGUCGAACAUACUAUCCAAUGGGCAAGAGACAAGUUUGAAAGUUCCUUCUCCCAUAAGCCUUCACUGUUUAACAAAUUUUGGCAAGCCUAUCCUUCUGCAGAAGAUGUCUUACAGAAGAUACAAAAUGGACAGAGUUUAGAAGGCUGUUUUCAAGUUAUUAAGCUGCUUAGCAGAAGACCUAGAAUGUGGUCCCAAUGUGUAGAAUUAGCAAGACUAAAGUUUGAAAAAUACUUCAACCAUAAAGCCCUUCAGCUUCUUCACUGCUUUCCUCUUGACACACGAUUGAAAGAUGGCAGUUUAUUUUGGCAGUCACCAAAAAGGCCUCCUUCUCCAAUAAAAUUUGAUUUAAAUGAGCCUUUGCACCUCAGUUUUCUUCAGAAUGCUGCAAAACUAUAUGCUACAGUAUAUUGCAUUCCGUUUUCAGAAAAGGACUUAUCAGUAGAUAGCCUCAUGGACAUUCUUUCAGAAGUUAAAAUUCAGGAAUUCAAGCCUUCCAACAAGGUUGUUCAAACAGAUGAAACUGCAAGGAAACCAGACCAUGUUCCUGUCUCCAGUGAAGAUGAGAGGAAUGCUGUUUUCCAACUAGAGAAGGCUCUUUCCUCUAACAAAGCCACCAAAAGUGACCUUCAGAUGGCAGUGCUUUCAUUUGAAAAAGAUGAUGACAGUAAUGGACACAUAGAUUUCAUCACAGCUGCUUCCAACCUUCGAGCCAAGAUGUAUAACAUUGAACCAGCUGACCGUUUUAAAACUAAACGCAUAGCUGGUAAAAUUAUACCUGCUAUAGCAACAUCUACUGCUGCAGUUUCUGGCUUGGUUGCCUUGGAGAUGAUCAAAGUAGCUGGUGGCUAUCCCUUUGACGCUUACAAAAACUGUUUCCUUAAUUUAGCCAUUCCAAUAAUAGUGUUUACAGAGACAUCUGAAGUAAGAAAAACUGAAAUCAGAAACGGAAUAUCAUUUACAAUUUGGGACAGGUGGACUGUACAUGGAAAAGAAGAUUUCACUCUCUCAGAUUUCAUAAAUGCUGUUAAAGAGAAGUAUGGAAUUGAGCCAACAAUGGUGGUGCAGGGAGUCAAAAUGCUUUAUGUUCCUGUAAUGCCAGGUCAUGCAAAAAGGCUAAAGUUAACAAUGCACAAACUUGUGAAGCCUUCCACUGAGAAGAAAUAUGUGGAUCUUACUGUGUCGUUUGCCCCAGACGCUGAUGGAGAUGAAGAUUUGCCAGGCCCUCCAGUAAGAUACUACUUCAGUCAUGACACUGAUGAGUAGACAUUGACGUGGAAACACUUCAGGACUACUUUAUUUUGGAAAGUGUACUUAAUUCAGAAGCUAAAAUUAAUCAGCUCAUAAUACUGUGGAUUUCUUUUUGCCUUAAUUUAAGGGAAACAUCAGUAGGAAAGAAACUUAACUACAGUGAAGAAAUGCAAAACAUUUGAAGCAUAGUACACAUUGUCUGUUGCUUCCUACAGUUAUGAUCACAGCAACUUUGAACUGGAGUACCAUGUUCUAAUGCUUGCAAGAUUGUUUGUUAAGCCCUGUGGAUGAAAGAAGGAACAAGAAAUCAUUUAUCUAUGACCAGAAGAAAUAAAGGUGAAGAAAUUGAAAAUAGUAAAUUCGUGCUCUCCAAAAAAGCCUAAUCCUAUUUCAAAGUUUUCUUUUUUAUUUGGUAUUUGAGACCCAUUAUUUCAGUAUAAAUAGUGUGGCACUUUACUGCUUAUAUGAUUAGGCUUUGAACAUUUCAUAGCCAAGAGGAGGGAUGGCAGUGAUAGAUGAAGAGUAGAGAUUUAAAACUGUAGUUACAGUUAGUGUCCUACCUCUGCUAGCAGUGUGGUAUAUUACUUCCUCCCCUAAGUCAGGAUUCUCCCUGAUGUGAUGAGGUAAGAUGACAUGUUAACUUGGACUAAAUGUUAACAGUAUUCUAUGCACUCUGAAACUCUCAUAGAAAAUCCAUGAAUGUGAGCAGAUAAAUAUGGCUAAUUAUUUGAUUGUUAAUACACCUUUAUCUAUCUGGAAGUCUAAACUAGUCAUAGUAUAUAAGACCAAAAUAUUUUAUAGAGGGAGUAUUCUUAGAAAUAGAUGAAAAUUAGAAAUUUAAUACUAAUGAAAUUGUCUUUUUUUUUCCUUUCCUGCAAUGUAAUGGAGAAAAUAUAUAUAUAGUAUUUUUUUUUUUAAGGGAAGCAUGUCAUUUUAUUCUUCAUUCCCAAAUUGGGAAUUGUCAGAAAUAGAAAAAAUUAUAUUUUUUUAGGUUUUUCCUUGUUGAGAGAAAUAUUCUGUUUCCUGAUAUAAACAGUUUGAACUAAUGAUAUAAUUGGGUCCAUUAAAAUAUAUAAACAGUACUUGACUAUGAAAUCAGUGAAAACAGCAAGUGAGUAUUUUUUACAAGGGUUAUCAUGGAUUCUAAAACAGGGCUUACAGCCUCUAGAAGUAACUCGCCUGGAGCUCCUACUCUUGUUAGACCAUUACUAAAUACUUUGAUGAAUUAAAAUUUAGAUUACACCAGUAUUAACUCCAACAGUAUCUCUCUACACUCUGUACUUACUUUCCAUUUACAAACAAUUUACCAUCUCUGUGGUGGUGACCAGCUUUUUGUUUCCUCCUUUUAUGAAGUGUCCAGUUGGGAAAUGGGGUGAGUUUGUGUAAUAAAAUGUUCUGUUCAUUGAGAGAUGGAGAGAAAUGGACAGGAUCCAUUUUAAAGAACUGUCUACCUUAAAAAUAAACUAUAGUUUUUAUCAUAUCCUACCCUUUCCCAUUGUUCAUACAUUAAAUCCAUGAACAUCAAAGGCUCUGUGACUUAGAACUUAAUGAGGGGAAGAAGUCCUUUUUCCAACGUUUUUUUGUUUUCUGUUCUUUGGUAGAACAUAUUUUCUAGGUGAUCAUUCAGGAAUCCUCAAACAUGAAGUAAUAGCUUGGCUCUGUUCACUUUUAAGUCUUCACAUAGCUUUGGAAGUGAGUAAGAACCAUGCUUUGCAGAGUGCUUUAAUAAAUAAAGUCAACCAGGUUUGGUUUGUUUGUAAUUAAAAUCACAACCAUUUUGUCAUUUGAUUUUGGUUUUGGUUUUCUGUAGGUAAUGAUUAUUACUGUCCUACUCAGUUUUACUGAACUGAAAAGCCAUAAUGAAGUUAAUGACUUUUUGUUUUUGUUUAUUUGUACCUUAAGAUGCUUGCUACUGAAAUACAGCUAUUGAAUACUGGGUUAAAAAAAAAAAGGAAGGAAAGAAGGAAAAAAAGGGGUUAUUCCAUUCACUUUUCUUUUCUUUUUUUCUUUCUUUUUUUUUUUUUUUAUACUAAAAGUAAGUCAAAGAGAUUUUAGGUGUCAUUCUAGACCAUGCUCUGUGGUUCGUCAUAGAGAAUUUACUUACACCCCUUUUUCUGUGGUUAAUGCUGCUACUGUUUCCUUGAGUUUAUGUUUUGGGCAGACUGGUAUGGGGCAUAUAAGCCAAAGAAGGAGUGUGUGUUUAGCAAACUCAAAGUCCUAACUUUACUGUAGAGGUGCAAAAUAAUCGAGAAAAAAGGCAGAAAUAGUCACUCCAGGAGAAACUUAGUUUGAGGUUUCUAAAGUCAGUUCUUUAUAGGAUUUGGAGCAAUUGUGUUACGUGUCUUAGUCCUUAUAUACAGUUCCAGAAGUAGAACUUGGAGUCACUAUAUUACAUUUUGUCUUUCAUGGCACAUUGUUGGGACAGCAUCAGUGUACAAAAUUAUAGCCAUAGCUGGGAUUGUAACUCUACAGUAGACAAGUACAUAAGUCUCUGGGUUUGAGUCCCAACUCAAAAACAAAAAUCACCAAGUUUAGAUCUUAGGAGUCAGAUGAAGUGUCAACAGGUAAUUUGUGUUUGCUUUUAUGUUGAGUGAGACAGAGAGUGUGCGUGCGUGCGUGCGUGCGUGCGUGCGUGUGUGUGUGUGAAAGAGAGAGUGAGAGUGAGUGAGUGAUAUGUUUUGCCUGCAUGUACAUGCACUACAUGUAUGCAGUGCUAAAGAAGCCAGAAGAGGGUGUUGGAUCCCCUGAGACUGGAGUUACAGACCGUGGUGACCUGCCGUAUUAGUCGUUGGGAGCAAACACAGGUUCUCUGGAAGGGCAGCCAGUUAUUUUAACCACUGAGCCCUCAUUCCAGCCCCCAAAGCGUCCGUGUUGUAGUUGAAAAAUGCAUGUUGAAAGUAUGUAAAAUGUGAAUAUACAGUUUAAGGAAUAAUUCUAAGGUCAUUUUUUAAUCUAACCAAUAUUGAAAUCAGUAAAACAUUGGUAUCCAAUUCCUUCCGAAUCCCUCUCCAGUCACAAACAUUUUAAAUACCCUUAAUAAUUACUGUUGUCUUUUUGUAUUAACGGUUGCCUCAUUUUUUUCUUUUGGAGUUAUCCCUGGUAUAUAUUGCAAAUCUAAACAGAACAGUUUAGUUUUGCCUGCUUCUGAACUGUGUGUAAAGAAUUGUCUGCAUUGUUUUGUGUCUGUCAUCCAUCAUAAUUCAUCCGUGUUUGUUGUAGCCAUACUUUAUUUACCAUUACUGUAGUAGUUUACUGUUUAUUAAUGUACCAGUUCAUUGACUGUUGUAUUAACUGUGAAUAAUGAAGAUGUUUUUAGUUCUGGGAUAAUUACAGUUCUAAAAUAAAUGUGUUUUAUUCACACA